This is a messenger RNA of Lathyrus oleraceus (garden pea), 480 nucleotides long. RefSeq lists its product as uncharacterized. The coding region runs from base 1 to 480 and encodes 159 amino acids. The transcript has a single exon. Gene Ontology annotation, molecular function: nucleic acid binding; RNA-DNA hybrid ribonuclease activity. Lineage: Eukaryota; Viridiplantae; Streptophyta; Magnoliopsida; Fabales; Fabaceae. The record is from RefSeq and is a predicted model, not a curated record.
AUGACCCUGACUGAGUAUGACAUCCAACAUGUCACACAAAAAGUUGUCAAAGGAAAUGUCUUAUCCGACUAUCAUGCCCAUCAAUCUUUGGAAGAUUACCAGUCAAUGCACUUUGACUUCCCCGACGAGGAUAUUAUGUUUAUCAUAGACUACAAUAUUCCAGGCCCUGAGGAAGGACCUGUAUCAGGGCCCCGUUGGACACUCAUGUUCGAUGGUGCUUCCAAUGCUCAAGGCAAUGGAAUUAAGGCAGUUAUCACAUCUACAACUGGUUUUCAUCUACCAUUCACUGCAAGAUUGUGCUUCAGUUGCACUAACAACAUGGUGGAGUACGAGGCAUGCAUAUUUGGAAUUAAAGCAACUAUUGAUCUAAGGAUUAAGAUCCUUGAAGUUUAUGGAGACUCAACAUUGGUAAUCUUCCAGGUUAAAGGAGAUUGGGAAGCUCGUGAUCACAAGUUGAUCCCUUAUAAAGGGCAUGCGUGA